This is a messenger RNA of Spinacia oleracea (spinach), 1947 nucleotides long. RefSeq names its product alkane hydroxylase MAH1-like. The transcript has a single exon. Gene Ontology annotation, molecular function: monooxygenase activity; oxidoreductase activity, acting on paired donors, with incorporation or reduction of molecular oxygen; iron ion binding. Lineage: Eukaryota; Viridiplantae; Streptophyta; Magnoliopsida; Caryophyllales; Amaranthaceae. Bases 164 to 1738 code for a protein of 524 amino acids. The record is from RefSeq and is a predicted model, not a curated record.
UCAUAAGCCACCAAUAAGAAAAGAUUAAUAAAAAUAUACGUAGUAUACAUGUAGAAACUUUUCUUUAUAAAGAACUCUUUAUCAAUAGCUAGUAUGAACCAUAAAUCCCCAUGCCCUCUCGAAGUCUCAACCAACCUAACAAAUAAAUAAAAUUGAGCAAACAAUGGCGUACAUGGUUAUCAUCACAUUGCUCAUUUCCUUUUUAAUCUUUUGCUAUUUCUUUCGUAACAAAAAUGGACUACCAACAAACUGGCCCUUUGUUGGGAUGCUUCCCGCACUUCUUAUAAACACUCACAGAAUCAACGAUUUUGCCAUUGAAGUUAUGGAAAAAUCUGAUCUCAUUUUCCAUAUAAAAGGCCCUUGGUUCACCAACAUGAACCUACUAGUCACCGUUGAUCCAACCAACCUUAACCACGUAUUGAGCAAGAAAUUUGAAAAUUAUGUAAAAGGAGCCAAGUUAAAUGAAAUCCUUGAACCCUUUGGAGAUGGAAUAUUUAACACAGAUUCUACUUUAUGGCUUUACCAUAGAAAUGUGGCUCAAUCUUUUUUCAACCAUCCUGAAUUCUACCAUUUUAUGGUCGAUGUUACUUGGAAAAAAGUGGAGAGUGGUCUCAUCCUUGUUCUUGACCAUGUCUCCAAAAACGCGAUUGAGAUUGAUUUGCAAGAUUUAUUCAUAAGGCUCAUGUUCGAUACUAUGUGUAUCAUCAUGAUGGACCAUGAUCCAUUAUCUCUGUCAGUUGGUUUGCCUAGCUUCCCAGCCUUACAAGUUUUGGAUGCAAGUCAUACAAUUGUUUCUCGUCACAUCAUGCCAACAUGCAUUUGGAAAUUUCUAAGGUGGUUGAAUGUAGGAGACGAAAGGAAGCUUAAACAAGCUCUUAAAGUAUUUGAUGAUUUUAUUUACAAAAACAUCAACAAGAAGAGAAAAGAAAUUAUGGAAGGAGCAUCAAAGACAAAGGAUCUUGAUCAAGACACAACUAGGGUAAGUAUUAAUCCAUUUAUCACAUCAUUCAUUGAAGAAAAUGAAAACAUAAAAGCUCCCAUUAGUCAUGACAAUAAUAAUAAUAAUAAUAAUAAUAAUGAUAAAUUUCUUAGGGACACAAUUUCUAAUUUUUUCCUAGCAGGCGGAUCAACAACUAGUACUGCUUUAUCUUGGUUCUUUUAUCUUAUCUCCAAAAACCCACAUAUUAUUAACAAGAUCCGACAAGAACUAGAUGAGAUAUUGAUUCCAAUGAAAAAUAACGAUGAUAGGUUUAUAAAAAACUUUACAGAGAUUAGUAAUAAGCUAGUUUAUCUUCAUGCUGCAUUAUGUGAAGCACUAAGAUUAUAUCCUCCGGUAGCAUACAACAACAAGAUACCAAUUGAGCCAGAUAUUCUCCCGAGUGGACAUGGAGUGAAUCCAAACACGCAAAUUAUCUUCAAUAUGUACGCUAUGGGAAGGAUGAAAUCGAUAUGGGGAGAUGACUGCAACGAGUUUAAGCCUGAAAGAUGGAUAACAGAAGGAGGGAUGAUCAAAUAUGAGCCAUCAUACAAGUUUUCAGUGUUUAGUGCUGGGCCGAGGAUUUGUAUGGGAAAACAAAUGGUUUUCACACAAAUGAAGAUUGUGGCUGCAAUAAUUAUACAAAACUAUCAUAUAGAGGUAAAAGAAAAGAAUCAUGUUCCUGAAGAUGGUUUGAUACUUCGAAUGAAGCAUGAGUUUAAGGUUAAGGUGUUUCCUUAUACUACUCAUCAUGUUCAAUAAAAUAAUGAUGGAUGUCUUCUUCGUACCAUGGUUCCAAAUGAUGAGGUUGUAUAAUUAAUCCUUGUUCUAGAAGUUUUUAUGCAUACUACUAGCUAGUAAAAAUCUUUGAACACUCCAUGUUGUAUAAGUUGGUUGUGACCGGCUAGUAAGAGCAACACCAAUGGUAUACUGAUUUAAAAAAACUUCUAUAAGUAUUUUUAUUUCUCCAA